Clunio marinus is the source of this 3307-nucleotide messenger RNA. The record is from the annotation of a GenBank genome assembly. NCBI's taxonomy places the organism in Eukaryota, Metazoa, Arthropoda, Insecta, Diptera, Chironomidae.
UGUGAUUAAAAGAAUAAUUAAGCGUCCGAUGAAGGGUUUAAAUUCUGUGCAACAAUUUUAUAAGGAUAAAGUUGUAUUUAUUACUGGAGGUUCCGGAUUUAUGGGGAAGGUAUUGCUAGAGAAGUUGCUAUAUUCAUGUUCCAGUCUUAAAAAUAUCAUCAUAUUGAUGAGAUCAAAGCAAGAAAAAUCGGAAAUGCAAAGAUUUAGAGAGUUUAAACAAUUACCGAUGUUUCAAAGAAUCAUGAAUGAGAAGCCUCACGUAAUGAAGAAGAUCAUUGUUGUUUACGGUGAUGUUACACUCCCCAAGCUUGGUUUGAGCAAAGAACACUUGGACAAAGUGCUUGAAUCAAAUUUGGUGUUUCACGUUGCGGCAUCUCUCAAACUUGAAGCGACCUUGAAACCAAACAUUUUGAUGAAUUUAACUGGAACGAAAAAUGUCAUCGACAUCGCUAAAAUGAUGCCAAAUCAUAUUUUGAUGAUUCAUUUCUCGACAGCUUUUUGUUGCGUCGAACAAGAAAUUUUAGAAGAAAAAAUCAUCGAAUGGAAAGAUAAUCCUGAAGAUUUGAUAAGAUGUGCAGAGUGGAUGAGUGAAGAAGCAAUGGCUGACAUGCAAAAGUCAGUGAUGGGAGGCCAUCCAAAUACUUACACUUACACGAAACGUUUGGCUGAAAUACUUGUUCGAAAUGAAUACUCAAAAGGAUUUCCAAUUUGCAUAAUUCGUCCAUCUGUCGUUGUUCCCGCUUAUAAAGAACCUCUGCCUGGUUGGGUUGAUUCUCUGAAUGGACCAGCAGGUCUGAUGCUUGGAGCAGCAAAGGGAGUCAUCAGAUCAAUGCUGGUAGAUGGAAAUUCGAAAAGCGAAGGCAUACCAGUUGACAUAGCUAUUAAUGGAGCAAUUUUGAUUGCCAAAAAAGUAGCUAAUACAUCACAAAGAUCUCAAGACGUUGAAGUUUUUAAUGUAACAGCAAGUGAAACAAAGAAACGAACCAUGAAAUAUAUUUUGGAGAAAGCAAAGAAGAUAAAUUUUGAAAUUCCUGUGGGAAUAGGAAUUUGGUAUCCCGAUGGCAUAAUAACAACGAAUAAGUUCGUACACAAAAUAAAUGUGCUUUUCCUUCACUGGUUUCCUGCAUAUUUCAUUGAUCUUAUUUUGUUUUGUUUGAGACAAAAGCGUUUCAUGAUUCGUAUGCAAACAAAAAUUAUGCAAGGUUUGGAGGUCUUACAAUUUUUCACUAUGAGAAACUGGACAUUUUCAUCAAAUAACUUCAAGAAGUUGAAUGAUAAUCUUUCUUCGGAAGAGUAUCAAAUGUUUUUCAUUGAUACUGAAGCAAUUCCUGAUUCAUUCGAAGAUGAAUUUAUUAAAAACUGUUUGCUUGGUGGAAGACAAUACAUUCUUAAAGAAAAGCUUUCAACAAUUCCUCGUGCUCGUAUGCAAAUUAAAAUGUGUGAUACUAAUAUCUUGUGUCUACAGCGAAAGAUGACCAACAUGAAUUCUAUUCAAAAGUUUUAUAAAGACAAAACAAUUUUCAUUACUGGAGCGUCUGGUUUUAUGGGAAAAGUUUUGCUUGAAAAGCUUCUUUAUUCAUGCUCUGAACUAAAAGCAGUCAUCAUUUUGAUGAGACCAAAGCGAGGCAAAUCUGAAGUUGAACGAGUUGCAGGAUUUCAAAAUAUUCAAAUGUUUCAAAGAAUCAUGAAUGAGAAGCCUCACGUAAUGAAGAAGAUCAUUGUUGUUUACGGUGAUGUUACACUCCCCAAGCUUGGUUUGAGCAAAGAACACUUGGACAAAGUGCUUGAAUCAAAUUUGGUGUUUCACGUUGCGGCAUCUCUCAAACUUGAAGCGACCUUGAAACCAAACAUUUUGAUGAAUUUAACUGGAACGAAAAAUGUCAUCGACAUCACUAAAAUGAUGCCAAAUCAUAUUUUGAUGGUUCAUUUCUCGACAGCUUUUUGUUGCGUUGAACAAGAGAUUUUAGAAGAAAAAAUCAUUGAAUGGAAAGAUAAUCCUGAAGAUUUGAUAAGAUGUGCAGAGUGGAUGAGUGAAGAAGCUAUGGCUGGCAUGCAAAAAUCAGUGAUGGGAGGCCAUCCAAAUACUUACACUUACACGAAACGUUUGGCUGAAAUACUUGUUCGAAAUGAAUACUCAAAAGGAUUUCCAAUUUGCAUAAUUCGUCCAUCUGUCGUUGUUCCCGCUUAUAAAGAACCUCUGCCUGGUUGGGUUGAUUCUCUGAAUGGACCAGCAGGUCUGAUGCUUGGAGCAGCAAAGGGAGUCAUCAGAUCAAUGUUGGUAGAUGGAGAUUUAGAUGCUGAAAUCGUUCCAGUUGACAUAGCUAUUAAUGGAACGAUUAUAAUAGCGAAGCAAAUCGCGAUGCAACAAAAAAGAUCAAAUGAUGUUGAAGUUUUUAAUGUAACAGCAAGUGAAACAAAGAAACGUACCAUGAAGUAUAUUUUGGAGAAAGCAAAGAAAAUAAAUUUUGAAACGCCACUUGAAAUGGGACUUUGGUACCCAGAUGGUACAAUUACAACGAACAAAUAUGUUCAGAAAGUUAACGUUGCACUUUUCCACUGGUUACCCGCAUAUUUCAUUGACUUCCUGAUGUUUUGUCUUAUGCAGAAAAGAUUCAUGUUGCAUGUUCAGAAUCGUAUCAGUCAAGGCUUAGAAGUUCUACAAUUCUUUACAAUGCGGCAAUGGGUGUUUUUAUCACAAAAAUUUAAAGAUUUAAAUAAGAAUUUAUCACCUGAAGAAUAUGAAAUGUUCUUUAUCGAUACAGAUGUCGUCCCAGAUGAGUUUGAAGAUGAAUUUCUUAGGAAUUGUUUACUAGGAGCACGCCAAUUUAUUUUGAAAGAACCUCUGUCAACAAUUCCUCGUGCAAGAAUUCAAAUGAAAAUUGCUUAUGUUGUAGAUCGUCUGUGCAAAUGUUUAUUCUUUUACUUCAUAAUAAAGUAUUUACUAAAUAGUCUUGGAAUGAUGGCGUUCAUUGAAAACUUAACAAUGAAAAGCAAUCAAACUUCUGCAAUUUAAGUUUAUCGUGCAAAUAUAUGUUUUGCAAUACAAAUAUUCAAUAUUUAUUAUCUAAGGUGAAAACAUGUUUCUCUUUGUGAUGAACUAUAAAUGAACUGAUGGUUGGUAAUUAAUCCACUGACAGUAAACGAAUUUAUGGUGAUAUCAAUUAAUAUUCAGCAACAUUGCAAGUCUUCCAGCUGCAUAACUAUUUCUUUAUACAUAUUCAACGUAUUAUUGAUUCAUAAAUGUAAUCGCGGAGUAUUAAAUAACAAUCAUCACACAUAAAUAUUUAAAAUUAAAACAAAAUGGAAA